Pipistrellus kuhlii (Kuhl's pipistrelle) is the source of this 1799-nucleotide messenger RNA. RefSeq names its product fibroblast growth factor 23 (gene FGF23). The record is from RefSeq and is a predicted model, not a curated record. Bases 116 to 877 code for a protein of 253 amino acids. The transcript has 3 exons. Gene Ontology annotation, biological process: cell differentiation; positive regulation of gene expression; fibroblast growth factor receptor signaling pathway. Gene Ontology annotation, molecular function: growth factor activity; type 1 fibroblast growth factor receptor binding. Lineage: Eukaryota; Metazoa; Chordata; Mammalia; Chiroptera; Vespertilionidae. Gene Ontology annotation, cellular component: cytoplasm.
UCUUCACGCCAGAUACCCACCAGGGGGAAGAGGAGAAAAAGACCAGAGAGGCUGCCCCUAGUCAGGGAGGCAGUGUCAGGUUUCAAACUCUGCACCAGCCAGUUAGAGAGCAGCGAUGCCAAGGGCCUGCCUUGGGUUACUGGUCUGUGUCCUGGCCCUGCACUGCAUGGUCAGAGCCUAUCCCAAUUCCUCCCCACUGCUGGGCUCCAGCUGGAGUGGCCUGACCCACCUGUACACGGCCUCAGCCAGGAACAGCUACCACCUACAGAUCCACAAGGAUGGCCAUGUGGACGGCACACCCCAUCAGACCAUCUACAGUGCCCUGAGGAUCAGGUCGGAGGAGGCUGGCUUUGUGGCAAUAACAGGUGUGAUGAGUAGGAGAUACCUCUGCAUGGACUUCAGAGGCAACAUUUUUGGAUCUCAUCACUUCAGCCCCGAGAGCUGCAGGUUCAGCCAGCAGAGGCUGGAGAACGGCUACGACGUGUACCACUCGCCGCAGCACCGCUUCCUGGUCAGCCUGGGCCGGGCCAAGCGGGCCUUCCUGCCGGGCACCAACCCGCCGCCCUACUCGCAGUUCCUGUCGCGGGGGAACGAGAUCCCGCUCUUCCGCUUCCACACGCCCGCGCCGCGCCGCCGCCACACGCGCAGCGCCGAGGACGACAACUCGGCGGCCGACCCGCUGGUCGUGCUGAAGCCCCGGCCGCGCCUCACGCCCGCGCCCGCCUCCUGCUCCCAGGAGCUGCGCAGCGCCGAGGACAACGGCCUGGCGCCCGGCGACCUGAGCGACCCGCUCGGCGUGCUGCGGGGCAACCGGCUGGGCGCGCACGCGCGGGGGCUGGGCGCGGAGCGGUGCCGCCCCGCCCCCAGGGCCGCCUAGGACCCGCCCAGGAGGCUUCACGUCCGUGCGCUUCCGAAAGCAGCCGCAGUCUUAAAGGGACAGCUCCCUGUCCGCGCCGAGGGAGGGGAGGUGGGGGGGGAUGAUGUGUGCCACCUGCCGCUUCUCUCCAUCUUUUUCCCUAGGAAAGCCCCCGAGAGCCUGCCUCCGAGGCCUGGGAAAAGGGGUUUCACUGCCUUCCUCGCCCCACCUAAACCACCUUUCUGAAUCCAGCCCCAUAGGAAAAUUCGAAAUGUCUGCUUCACUGCGGAGAGAAAGGAUUUUCCCCUUCCAGAUGCCUCUCUUCUUAAUCAGCUUAGCACUAAAGCCAAAGCUACGGUUUAGUGAGCUCACGGCUCUGUAGGUGAAGGGAAGAGUUCAUGCCAGCAGUCUUCUCCUCUGCCCCUGGCAUUUGCUACCGUGACCCUGUUGGAAUUUGAAUUUCGUAACCUUGAUCCAGGUCACUAACAGCCAAACUGGGCAAACGGGUGGGAAUCCUAAUCUCAAGCCUUUGUUCUUCCUUGAGCAUCUCUGGAGAACAGCUGUCAAAAAGAUGGGUGGGAGCCAGCCAGAACCUAACCAGAAUGCUCCAAGAACCAGGGCAGAAAUCAAGCUAGAAAACUCCAGGGGCCCCAGGCUGGGCGCCCCUGGCGUGCUCUCUCAGCAGCCAGAGCCAGAGGGCAGAGAAGCACCUGCUCCCGCUCAGGGUGGCCAUGGCACAGCCUGGCCUCUGGCCGGGCCUCGGGCUCUAGUGAACUGGGCCUGAGGAAGAGUCUUAGUACCGGUUCCAGAAAAUCUAGCCUGCUAGGAUUUGCUUUUCAAAAUGGAAAUAAAUCCAAAUUCUCCUAAGAGGCUUUUCAUCAAGCUUCUACUUCCAGGUCGAGAGGCAAUUCAUUUUGGAUAGAUUAUAAAAAUGAGACAAUGG